AUCACACCAAAUUUUGAGAUUAAAGAUGUAAUAUUAGAAAAUAAAUAUAUUAUUUCACCACAUAUUAGUAAAGUAAUUGCUAAUGAACUUUAUAAGUAUAUUGAGGCUUGGAAUCUUAGAAAUCAUAUUGUAUCAAUCACCACUGAUAAUAGGUCAAAUAUG
Messenger RNA from Racocetra persica, 162 nucleotides. The record is from the annotation of a GenBank genome assembly. Lineage: Eukaryota; Fungi; Glomeromycota; Glomeromycetes; Diversisporales; Gigasporaceae.